Messenger RNA from Pocillopora meandrina, 1217 nucleotides. The record is from the annotation of a GenBank genome assembly. Lineage: Eukaryota; Metazoa; Cnidaria; Anthozoa; Scleractinia; Pocilloporidae.
AUGAAACGACUUUUGGGACAUAGAGCUUCCUUGCUCUCUAUACUACGAGAGGGAAAUCGAAACAAACGUCAUGACUUGAUCCAACACCCCAACGGGGAACAAAUCAAUGCUGUCAGUGAAUUGGUAUUAAACAUGUUAAAAAAUGGCGUUCUGUUGUCACCACCGCUCAUGGCUAAAUUGAGAAGACACAAAAAGGUGCUCAAAGAACUGAGCAGGAGAAAAAAUUCUAUAAAAAAGAGACGACUUCAUUUGAUGAAUCAGAAGGGCUCUGGCUUUUGGCAAGGUCUUCACGAAGCGUACUGUAACUGUUUUCAAUUAUGAGUUGUCAGACUUUGAGUGCUCUGAAGCAUUUGUUAACCGAGAUUAACUAAUUGGUAGAAGAAUAGAAAGAGAGUAGUCAUAAAAUGGAAAAGAAUCACGAUUAUUGGUAUAAGAGGGCUAUGGAUCUUGAAAAGAAAUUGUAUUGCAAACAAUGUCUGAGUCGACAGAAAGAGGUGGAAGAUUUAAACGACGGUGAAACGAUGGAACUUUCUGCAGAAUGCGCAGAACGAUUACGUUCGACAAUGGACAUGCAAGAGCGCCUAAAGUUUCUUGAGACUCAAAUCAAACAUUAGCAGAAUUCGUCUGCUUUUGAAAGCACCAGAUAUCUGACGCUCUUGUAUAAGAUUCACUGCUAGGAUUGCAAAAGUGACAUAAAUAGAUACGAUCAAUACUGCGGUCAAUGCGUGCGUUCAGUCACCGAGAGUAAACACGAAAUCGAGUACUGGAGAAAGGCGUACGAUGCGUUAUUGGAAAAUAUUAUCAAGAACCACGCGAUGUCGCAGAUGGCUGAAGAAUAUCUCAUGGUGAAGCCCAAAGAAUUCCAACGACUUGUUCAAUAUUACAAAGGACAAAUUACGGACAGUGCCUUACUAAACAAAGCAGGUCGUGUCACUGCCGAAGAACAUAUCAUUGUAAACAAUCCACAGGUGCCUGAUGCUAUAGCGAAUCAACAGACUAGAGAAUUGUUACAAGAACGUAGACGAUUGACGAAGCGAUUAAGAGAUAUUCCAAGUGUACCCACAGCCGAUUUGGCAGAUGUAGAGUCUGAGGAAAGUGCCAUGACAGAAGGAAUUGUGGAAAAUUUACUCAAACGCAUGGCAAUGAAACAGAAGGAAAAACUGCAAGAUGAAAUUGCGCCCCCUCAAGACACCCAAGCAGGAACUUCCCACUCCUGA